GAAGACGACAUUCCCCAGAGCCGGGCUCGCAGCCGCCGCGCACAGCGACAUGACAGCCAUCCUGGAGCGGAUCAGCACGCUGUCCCUCAGUGGGCAGCAUCUCAGCCGUCUUCCCAGGCUGCUGGAGGAUGGCUUCCCCAAGAUGCCUUGCACGGUCAAAGAGUGCGAGGUACCGCAGCUCUUCCGUGAGCCGUACAUCCACACCGGGUACCGUCCCACUGGCCAGGACUGGCGGUACUACUUCCUUAGCCUCUUCCAGAAGCACAAUGAGGUGGUCAAUGUGUGGACUCAUCUCCUGGCAGCGCUGGCUGUGCUGCUGAGAUUCAAGACGUUUGUGGAGGUUGAGCAGUUACCCGUGGACGCGUGGUCCUUGCCUUUGCUCAUCUUUGUCCUCUCCUCUGUCACCUACCUGACCUGCAGCCUCUUGGCCCACCUCCUGCAGUCCAAAUCGGAGCUGUACCACUACACCUUCUACUUCGUGGACUACGUUGGUGUCAGCAUCUACCAGUAUGGUAGCGCCCUGGCCCAUUUCUACUACAGCUCUGACCAAGCCUGGUAUGACAAGUUCUGGCUUUUCUUCCUGCCAGCAGCUGCUUUCUGUGGCUGGCUGUCUUGUGCUGGCUGCUGCUACGCAAAAUAUCGGUACCAACGGCCUUACCCCAUCAUGAGGAAGAUGUGCCAGGUGAUCCCAGCUGGGCUGGCGUUCAUCUUGGAUAUCAGUCCUGUUGCUCACCGGGUGGUUGUGUGUCACCUGGGGGGCUGUGAGGAAGACGCUGCUUGGUACCACACGUACCAAAUACUGUUUUUCCUUAUCAGCGCUUAUUUCUUCUCCUGCCCGGUCCCUGAGAAGUACUUCCCCGGCUCCUGUGAUAUCAUCGGCCAUGCCCACCAGAUCUUCCACACCUUCCUGGCCAUCUGCACCCUAUCACAGCUGGAGGCCAUUUUAUUGGAUUACAAGAGCAGGCAGGAGAUCUUCCUGAAGAGACAUGGGCCUUUCUCCAUCUAUCUCUCCUGCAUCUCUUUUUUUGGCCUGGUGGCUUGUAGUGCCAUCACAGCUUACAUCCUGCGAUGCAGGAUCAAGGCCAGCCUGGCUAAAAAGGACUCCUGAGAGUCAUGAACAUGAUGGGCAUGACAUCACCAGGGUGGUGAAAAAUCAAGAAAAGGGGCAUAACAUAUUAGAGACAUAACUGGCUUAUUUGCCUAACACACUGUGACUAACCUGGACCCUGGGCUCAGGUGGAGGGCCGGAGACUUGACGCUGGAUGCAUUUUCACAGCAGAGACUGCCUUCUGCCAUCCAGGGGGACAUGGGGUGUUUUAAGCCAGAACAGGUCAUUUAACCAAGGAUGCUGGUUAGGCAGAGGUUUCUUGUUCACUCUGGCAAAGCUGUGGGGGACACCUUGCUGAAUGUCAAGGGAGGGCAGCCUGAAGGCUGUGAGACUGUAGAAGGGUCUGCCAGGGCUCACAACGCAGCCAAGAACGCACUGCAAGGACCACGGCUGGAUGUGAUGACCUCUCUGGGUUUUGCCAUCUCUGCUAUCUGUGGGAGACCUGUUACUUUCAAAGGCAGUAGCAAGGUUUCAGGAGGAGUCUAGGGUUCAGUCAAGGGCAUGUGUGGCACAGUGGCUGGUAUAAUCCUUUUGCUGCUCCAGCUGGGAUAAGCCAGGUUCUCUCUGUGGUCGCCUUGUCAGGUAUCUCAGUGCCAGGUUGCUGAGGUGGCUUUGGCAAAGCAGUUUUGGAGACUUAGGCCUGACCUGGGAUCCUUUAGGACAAACUGGGUCUGAACCUGAGCCCUGUGUCUGCCAGUGACUGGUGUGGGUCCAGCACAGGUGGAGAUGUUAGGUCAGCUCAGUCUUCUCUUUCUGUAUGACUGCACCAUCUGCAGUGGAGUUGCUCAUCAAAACCAAGGACUCAGGCUGUUGCAAGGAUUAUUAACAAGAGAUGGGGUCUUUCUCGGCAGUUGGAAUUUUACCUAAGGUAGUGGCUGUUUGGUAGCCUACCAGAAAGGUCUUUAAAGGCUCCUCACUUUCAUUUUAAGUGCUUAGUUGCCUUUGAGGAGCUGGGCCUGGGUCAGGUUGGAGACGGUUUUGAACCUUCCUCAGUAGCAGUGGCAGAGGUCAAGCACCCCUGAGGCCAUCAACAUUCAGGGCUCUGGCCCCAGGAGGGGAGAUGCUUUUGAUGCUGAGCACAUCAUUUUGGCUGCU
Messenger RNA from Egretta garzetta (little egret), 2203 nucleotides. It is a transcript of the gene PAQR8, whose product is annotated as progestin and adipoQ receptor family member 8. Gene Ontology annotation, molecular function: nuclear steroid receptor activity; steroid binding. The coding region runs from base 50 to 1108 and encodes 352 amino acids. Gene Ontology annotation, cellular component: plasma membrane. NCBI's taxonomy places the organism in Eukaryota, Metazoa, Chordata, Aves, Pelecaniformes, Ardeidae. The record is from RefSeq and is a predicted model, not a curated record. Gene Ontology annotation, biological process: response to steroid hormone. The transcript has a single exon.